Molecule: messenger RNA, 452 nt
Organism: Mesorhabditis spiculigera
Lineage: Eukaryota; Metazoa; Nematoda; Chromadorea; Rhabditida; Rhabditidae
Source: the annotation of a GenBank genome assembly
CGACCGGAGCGCCAAAGAUGCCGAACUCCUCAACUGCAGUUUUUCACAAACGACAUGCCAGUGCCACCCUGGUGAGGACCACGUUCGUUGUGAUUGUCCUGACAGUCAACCUCGACCUCUACUUCGAUCACCCGGAGUACGACCGUCCUCCCGCCAAAACGGAACAGUACACCUUCACCGCCAACCCUAUUACGAACGACCUCCUUAUCGAGAUGUCUACAGGAACUGUCACCCAGAUCAUGAUUGAAAUCAUCAACGCUAGUGCCACGAUCACCAGCUCUUCGGCCACCUGUGACUUCAACAUCUCGGAAUUUCACGGAUGCAUCAAUUGCGACAGCGGCGCUAACGCCUCCUACUCCUGCAAAACUGAUUUUGGAACCACCACCGCCUCCCUUGACUGCUCUCAACGCACUCCUGGCCGAUUGAAUGCACCUACCAAGGAAUCAGUAACU